CAGAAACGUAAUGAUUUCAAAGGAUAAAAGGAAAAUAUAGUAUAGGAGUGUAAAAUUACUCAUUACGGAUAGCGUCUUAACUUUAUUGUAGAGAUAUGCCUCGACGACUGAAUAUUGAUGUCAAAGAUUGUCUUGGACAAUUCAUGGCCAACAAUGGCAUACGUUAUAGCAGACAAGCGGGGCAGCAGCUCAUGAUAAUGGUUUAAACGGAUCUACUUAUAAAUAUCAUUGCCAUUCCAUGGUCAUACUUCUAGCUUUGUCCCGCCGCGAAAAACCGCCAAGAAUUAAAGGCCUUCUUUGAUUUAUUUGGCCUGCAAGGAGGCUGUAGGAAUUGGAUCGCGGGACAGUGGAUUGAGUGAGCAGAGCGGUCGAGAUGCGGGGCAAAGGCCGGCAAGGUCUGCCAUUGGCUAAUUUGGAACUCAGCAGGGAUGUAUAUGGGUUUACUGUGCGUCCACAGCAUUUGCAGCGCUAUCGUGAGUAUGCAAGAAUUUACAAGGAGGAGGAAGAGGAGAGAUCAGAAAGAUGGCAGCACUUCCUUAAAACAUAUGUUGAUUCCACUGAAGUAUCAACCUUGGAUUUGCCAUCAAAUGAAAACUUGCAAACAUCAGUUGAUGGUUCCAAUCAGGAGGAACCUACAGCUACCACCAAAAAAGAGGAUAUUGAUAGUAGUCUGGACACGAGAUCUUCAGACAAGUUAUCUAAAGUAGAGAGUGCAAAACAGGACAAGGAAAACCAUAAAAUCCAAACUUGGUCAGAUAUAAGAUCAUCUUUGGAUGCUAUAGAGUGGAAUCUGAGUCUUCGUAUCAGGAAGAGGAGGCUCACACCAGGUAUUAACAAGCAUGCUAACAAUGAAGGCAGACUCCCUUCUACAGAGGAUUUGAGAUCAUUAAAAUCGGGAAGUCCUGCCUCAGAUGAUGAUUCUGAGGAAGAGUUCUAUGAUGUGGAGCGAUCAGAUGCAGUCCAGGAUGUAUCCUUAAUUGAGGGUACACUAACUGAUGCUGCUGCUGCAAAUGCAAUCAACUCUCAAGUUUUAAAUGCAGAGCCAUGUUCUUGGAAAGAAGAAUUAGAAAGCCUUGUUCGAGGAGGUGUACCUAUGGCUCUUAGAAAAGAGCUUUGGCAAGCUUUCGUGGGAACAAGGGUUCGCAGGAUAGAGAAUUAUUACAAUGAGUUACUUAUGCUGAGAAAAGAUGAUGAGGCUGGUAACAUGAAAGACAGUGAUCUUCAAAAAAAUUCUAUCACCAAUGGCAUUUCUGAAACAAGCAUUGUUGAGAAAUGGAAAAGUCAGAUUGAGAAGGAUUUGCCUCGAACAUUUCCAGGUCAUCCAGCAUUAGAUGAAGAUGGCCGAAAUGCUCUGAGAAGAUUGCUCACAGCAUAUGCACGCCAUAAUCCAUCUGUAGGAUAUUGUCAGGCCAUGAAUUUUUUUGCUGGGUUGCUAUUGCUGUUGAUGCCAGAAGAAAAUGCAUUUUGGACUUUGACAGGUAUUAUUGAUGAUUAUUUUGAAGGCUACUAUUCAGAGAAAAUGGUGGAAUCUCAGGUGGACCAACUUAUCUUUGAGGAGCUGGUUCGAGAAUGCUUUCCGAGAUUGGUUGCACACCUGGAUAAUUUGGGAGUACAAGUGGCGUGGGUAACCGGGCCAUGGUUCCUUUCAAUUUUUGUGAAUGUGCUACCUUGGGAAAGUGUUCUUCGAGUAUGGGAUGUCCUUUUGUAUGAAGGGAAUCGAACAAUGCUCUUUCGCACUGCCCUUGCACUUAUGGAGCUUUAUGGCCCUGCAUUAAUAACAACAAAAGAUGCAGGAGAUGCUGUUACCUUGUUGCAGUCUCUGGCAGGGUCAACAUUUGAUAGCAGCCAGCUUGUUUUAACUGCUUGCAUGGGGUACCAGGUAGUGGAUGAGACUAGGCUAAAAGAAUUGGGAGAAAAACAUCGUCCUACUGUGUUAGCUUCCAUUGAAGAACGAUUAAAAGAGCCUAAUAUGUGGAAAAUCUCUCGGGGCCUUGUAUCUAAAUUGUAUACUAAUAAAAAUGAAGACACAUGUCUAGGAGAGGGAGAACCUCAGGUUGAUUCAGAUGGGAACUUGAUAAAGAAUGGGAGCUCUGAGCAAAAGGAAUUCGAUAAUUUGAGUAAUGGUUUGGUGGAUGAUGACAAUUCAAAUUCUGUUGCAGAUCUCCAAGAACAGGUAAAGUGGCUGAAAAUUGAAUUAUGUCGGGCAUUGGAGGAGAAACGAUCUGCUACAUUAAGGGCAGAGGAGCUGGAGACGGCAUUGGUGGAAAUGGUCAAAGAGGACAACAGGCGUCUUCUUAGUGCAAAGCUAGAGCAACUGGAAUCUGAAAUGGAGAAUCUGAGGCAAGUUUUGAUGGAAAAGGAAGAGCAAGAGCAAGCUAUGCUUCAGGUGAUGAUGCGAGUAGAACAGGAGCAAAGGCUUACUGAGGAUGCACGUAGAUUUGCAGAACAGGAUGCAGCUGCACAACGGCAUGCUGCAAAUCUGCUUGAGGUAAAGUAUGAAGAUGCCAUGAAGAAACUUGCUAUGAUGGAAAAGAGGGCCAUUAUGGCAGAAAGCAUGUUGGAAGCUACGUUGCAAUCUCAACCUAGUCAGCCAACUCCAAGAAGAACAUCCGACUCUCCACAGUUAGAAGAACCGUCAAAAUUAUCCUUGUCACAAAAUGGAUUGCAGAGAGUUGCUGGGGCUGUUACUUCACCUGCAAUAAGUAAUCAAGAGAUUCCACAGGAACAGUCUAUAAAAAAACCAGGAUUGCUUUCUCGUCCAUUUGGGCUUGGAUGGCGUGAUAGAAACAAGGUAAAAUUGAACAACCUUGAUUCUCAGGCAUUGCCAUCUCCUAGAACCAAUAACCUUGACCAUCAGGCAUCUCUUUCUCCCAAGACCAGUAACCUUGAUCAUCAGGCAUUUCCGUCUCCCAUGACUGGUAGCAUAGAGUUGAAGCUCGAUUCACCGACAAGUAAGCGUGGAAACUCUGAGUUGGUCCAAGAAGACUUGAAUGGAUUCUCAGAAUCACAUGAUUCGGGAAGUAAGGAUGAAAUAAAUUUAUCGUGAGACCUCUGUAUGAGCAUUGUCUAAUUAGCGUUAUUUCAGGGCAAUUUCCCCUCUAGAAUGCACACCUAUUACAUAUUAUGUAUAGAGAAAAACUGUUGCUAGACGAAGUAUGUGCAUUGUGCUAAAUUCCCCUUCAGCUUUGCAGUUGGUUCCUGAUACUUCUACUGACUGAGGAGCCUUAUAGCAGAAGAUUUUCUCUUCAGUCACUGAGAACACGCCUUUGGAGUUCACAGCAAACAGAGCCAUCCACACUAGCUAUGGACCAUUUAGUUUCAAACUCAAAACUAUUUCAUUGUAUAUCAUCUAUGUUAGAUGGGGAAAUUCGUUUCUAUGUUGCCAUUCAUAGAAGUCAUUUGUAGCUUUUCUUGAUAUUGAAAUCUUGUUAAUGCAAACUCCACUAUUUGACCACUCUAUAGGUUACCCUAAUCUGGCUCUACUCUAGAGAAAGGGAUUUAAUAAUAACAAAAUGAUGUAAAUCAUGUCUCUAUAUAAUAAUUGUAAUAGGUCUCAAGAAUGGAUUCUAUUGCUGUGGGAGGUGGUGUAUUGAAACAAAAAUAAGUGUAUUCUAUAGUGUCGGGCAUUGGCCUUGAUUUUGUUCUUUAUAUAUUUAUUUCCUCAUCGGACUGUUUCUUGGAA
Cryptomeria japonica (Japanese cedar) is the source of this 3682-nucleotide messenger RNA. RefSeq lists its product as uncharacterized. The record is from RefSeq and is a predicted model, not a curated record. NCBI's taxonomy places the organism in Eukaryota, Viridiplantae, Streptophyta, Pinopsida, Cupressales, Cupressaceae. The transcript has 18 exons. The coding region runs from base 374 to 3046 and encodes 890 amino acids.